Messenger RNA from Fusarium fujikuroi IMI 58289, 3135 nucleotides. RefSeq names its product related to HNM1-Choline permease. Gene Ontology annotation, molecular function: DNA-binding transcription factor activity, RNA polymerase II-specific; zinc ion binding; transmembrane transporter activity. Gene Ontology annotation, biological process: transmembrane transport; regulation of DNA-templated transcription. The transcript has 9 exons. NCBI's taxonomy places the organism in Eukaryota, Fungi, Ascomycota, Sordariomycetes, Hypocreales, Nectriaceae. Gene Ontology annotation, cellular component: membrane. Bases 1 to 3135 code for a protein of 1044 amino acids. The record is from RefSeq and is a predicted model, not a curated record.
AUGUCUCUCGAUAUGGCAUCUCCUGCAAUUGACAAUGAGAAGCAUCUUGGUUCGCAGAACCAGGAUGAGCAGAACCUGGAGCGCCAUGGCUAUGUCCAGCAGACAAAGCGCAACUUCUCUCUUACUGCCAUGGUUGCGACAUGUGUCAACUUGAUGGCAACAUGGGAAGCAUUAUCUAGUACACUUGCUGCUGGGCUUGUCAGCGGAGGGGCAGUAUCCCUUGUUUACGGCGUUAUCGUGGCCUUUUUCGGAUCACUCUGUUCUGCAAGUUCCUUAGCUGAACUGGCUUCCAGCUAUCCUACCGCUGGUGGACAAUACCACUUCGUAGCCAAGCUGAGUCCGAAAACGAGCCGACCCUUGACCAGCUGGCUCGCUGGAUAUAUCUCAACGCUAGGCUGGAUAGCCUCUGCUGGCAGUGCCCCUUUUCUUGCCGGAACACAGAUCCAAGGCCUCCUCGUCCUCAACUAUCCCGAUUCCUACGUCUUCCAAAGAUGGCAUGGCACGCUACUCUUCUGGGCCGUCCUUCUCGGCUCUGCUUGCAUUUGUAUCUUCUGCAGUAACAAGCUGCCGCUCAUCGAGAAGCUGACUCUCGUGCUACACGUCACCUUUUUCAUCGCAAUCAUAGUCACCAUGGCCGUGACUUCACCGACCAAGCACUCGGCCGAAUGGGUCUUUUCCCACUUCGAGAACAAUUCUGGAUGGGGUAACGAUGCCGUGGCUUGGAGUAUAGGACUUCUUAGCUCUUGCUAUGUUCUUAUCGGCUAUGAUGGUGCCACUCAUCUUAGCGAGGAGAUGAACAAUGCUGAGAUGGGCGUACCAAGGGCUAUGGUUGGUUGUCUCUUGGUCAACGGUCCUUUGGGUUUUGCCUUCCUCCUUAUAAUUCUCUUCUUCAUGGGAGACAUUUCGGCGGCUUUGGCUACACCUACAGGGUUUCCUAUUAUCGAGAUUUUCCUUCACAUGACCGGUAGCGUUGCGGCUGCUACUACCAUGACCGCUAUGAUUACUGUUAUGGCAUGCUUGUCAACAGUUCCUCUCCUCACAGCGGCGGCUCGCAUCAUGUGGGCGUUUGCUAGAGACGGUGGUCUCCCAUUUGCUGAGCGUAUUGCCAGCGUUGACAAACGUCGACAAAUCCCCACCGUAUCCAUUGUCGUCGUCAGCUUCCUGCUUAUGCUGUUGAGUCUCAUCAACAUUGGUUCUACGACAGCUUUCAAUGCCAUCCUAUCCCUUGCGGUCGUCAGUCUACAGGCCUCAUACCUUCUGCCCAUCAUUCUGUUAAUCUGGCGGCGCUUAUUCCGCCCGGAUACUCUGCGCUGGGGUCCUUGGAGACUCGGUAAAGCAGGCCUACCCAUCAACAUCAUUGCGGUGAUUUAUCUCAUGUAUACCUGCAUCUUCCUUCUUUUCCCUCCUUAUCAGCCGAUCACCCCGGUGAACAUGAACUAUGCACCUGUUGUAUUGGGUGGUGCUCUGGUGUUUGGCUGCAUUUAUUGGCCUCUGAGGAAGCUGAAAUGCGAUGAAGCAGAGCCUGCUUGUACUCGUUGCGUCAAAUCCAAUCUGUUAUGUCCUGGCUAUAAACGUCCAGUAAAAUGGUCGACCAAAUACGAGAUUGACUAUGGCAUCCAUUCAUAUGCUGGCCCUGGCUCAGGGCCCUCGUCUGGCAUUGGCAAUUCACCAUCUUCUCCAUUUGAGACCGAGAAUGUCCUUGUACUGUACUCUCCCCAGGAGGAAUCUUCCAAACUCUUAACACACUAUUUCGCAUCAGCAUGUCAGGUCCUGUCAUCUUUUGACUCGCCCAAAAACCCUUACCGCUCAGAUCUGCUUGAGUUUAUUCGAAACUCCCCCAUUGUGUUCAAUAGUGCCUUGAGUGCAUCGGCCGCCCAUCUAAGCCAGCAAGAGCGAGACACAUCUUUGAUACCUUUGACCUUCCAGACGGAAGCUAUUUCACAUAUAUCGAGGGAGCUCGCCGAAAUACACAGAUUGAUUCCUCUUACCGCCUCAACGGCACCAACGAUAAAGGAUGACUUGAUGUUGGGUAUAACUCUCAUUGGCAUGACCUCUAGCUGGCAUGAUCCUUCUUCCCUCGGCCUGUGCCAUUUUCAUGGUGCUCGAAAAGUGUUCAGGAUUUGGAUCAGCCAAUUCAACCUCACGGACCUUCAGUUUCCGUCUCACCGUGUCCAACGCUUAAUCGUUUCAUCAAUGGUCUAUUGGGAAGUGAUGGCCUCUUGCUUGAUUGAUCAAGAGAUUAGCGCACUCUCAUAUCUCGACGUGUUCUCCGUUCUGCCACCUUCGACCUUUUGUUAUCCGUGUCCAUGGACCGGAGUCGGCACGAAUAUUUUGAUCAGUCUCGCUAAAUGCAUGACAUUGGUACGGCAGAAACGACGUCUGAUUUCAUACAAUUAUUCAAGAGAGGAUGAUAUAGAUAUAUCAAGCCGCACCAUCGAUUUACUCAGUCAAGCUUUCACUCUAAGCCUGGACAUAGACCACUGCCAAAUACCAACUCCUGCAACGGUACAGAGUACGGGCGACUUGAGGACUCCGUCAGAUCAUCUCUGUAAGAUAGCUAAGUGCUAUCAACUGGUUGGUCGCCUUGAGCUUGAUCGGGCAUUCCCCGAAGUCGCACAAUGCAUACAGGAUGGCCAAAACCAAGGCAAAAUACUCUCACGGCAUAUUUUAGAGCUUGCAGUGAAGAUAUUAGAGAUUAUGAACACGAUUCCCCAGGACUCCCGGACCAUUGCCAUUCAGACCAUUAUAUUCCUAGCAGCGGGAAGUGCACUUGGAUCAACUUCAAACACAAACACAAACAUCAAAGUGUUAGUGGCAAACUGGAGGAGAUUUGUACUUGAGAGGUUGCGCAGGUCAUUCUUGUCUCUCAAACUUCAGACGAUUAAUUGGGCAGCCGCUGUGCUUCAGAGGGUCUGGGCACAGAUGGACUCAGUGGCCAUGGACGGGCCUGAUUCCACUUCUUAUGGUAGGAGUCCAAUUUUACGCGUGCAUUGGAUUGAUGUUAUGACAGAAGCUAGACUGGAGACUAUUCUAGGAUAUUCGCUUCACGCUUAUGCUCAUGCAGUAUCGCGGAAGUCCGAGAAAGCAGUUACACAUAUGAAUCUCGGAGAGUCGGACAAUGGAUAUGCAUUAUAA